Messenger RNA from Boeremia exigua, 2065 nucleotides. RefSeq lists its product as uncharacterized. The record is from RefSeq and is a predicted model, not a curated record. Lineage: Eukaryota; Fungi; Ascomycota; Dothideomycetes; Pleosporales; Didymellaceae. The coding region runs from base 205 to 1914 and encodes 569 amino acids. Gene Ontology annotation, biological process: carbohydrate metabolic process. The transcript has 2 exons.
UCCCAAUCUAUCACAUACAAGCACACGCUGAGGGCGACCGCCGUCACUGCAUGUUCUCUGGUGUUUGAAUCUUCCCUUGCGCCGACCGUCCAUUGUUGUCGCGCUAUUCAUCGCAUUCCGUAGCUCUUAGCAGGCCCUCGCCAAUCGUCACAUGUCAUCGCGCCCACUCUUGUUCUCCACAUACACACGCAUACAACUAUCAGUAUGAAGUCGCUAUUCCUACCGCUAUCUCUAGGCGCUGUCCUUCCUGCGGGAUUCGUGGCUGCGUAUGAUGAUGUGGUCCAAGAACCUCUUCGAAAUGCCAUCGAUCCCACCAAGUACCGCGCAGCAUGCCCAGACUACAAACAAUACUCGAUGCGCUCACAUCUACCCUAUAGCGAAGGCCCUCUCGAGCUCCCAUUCCAAAGACCGUCCAAAUACUGCCGCACAUUCGAAUCGCCGUUAGUUGAGACAGUAAUCCAGAACAUGAACAACAACAUGGUGGACAAAGAUCUAGCUCGCAUAUUUGAGAAUGCUUUCCCUAACACAUUAGAUACGACUGUCCGCUGGCACGUGGACAACACCCCGCAACACAAGCAUGGAUCAAGAAGCUGGGAGAAGGGCGCGUGGACUGGGCCACAGAGUUUUAUCGUCACCGGCGAUAUCAAUGCUGAAUGGCUACGCGACUCGACGAACCAGCUGCAGCAAUACCAACCACUCGCUAAGAAAGACAAGGAGAUCUUCAAGCUGAUUCUGGGAGCUAUCAAUACACAGGCGGAGUACGUCAUUGGCUCGCCAUAUUGCAACGCUUUCCAGCCUCCAGCACCGAGCAACCUGAACCCAACGUUCCAGGACCAAGCCGAUGCCGUACACCCAGAAUAUGAAGCCUCUUUUGUUUUCGAAUGCAAGUACGAGCUGGACUCCUUGGCUCACUUCCUGUCUCUGGCCAAUCAGUUCCACCGGCAUACUGGCUCUACCGCCUUCAUCAAUGCACGCUGGCUGCAGGCCCUCGACACCGUCUUGUCUGUCCUGGACGAGCAAUCUCAGCCGACCUUCGACGAAAAGACCGGCACCUACCACAAGAAUGCGUACACCUUCCAGCGCCGCACAGAUAUCGGCACUGAAACCCUGGCGCUUGGCGGCGUUGGCAACCCCCUCGCAUCUGGUACAGGUCUCGUGCGCUCCGCCUUCCGCCCCAGCGACGACGCCACGAUCCUUGGCUUCCUCAUCCCCAGCAACGCAAUGAUGAGCGUCGAGCUGCAGCGCACAGCCGACAUCCUCCACAAAGCAGGAAAGAAGAACAUCGCCGAGCAGCUCUCAGCCUGGUCUGAAAAGAUCAAGAAGGGCGUCUGGGAACACGGCGUGGUAACUCACAAGAAAUACGGUCGCGUCUUCGCCUUCGAAGUCGACGGCUACGGCUCCGCCAUCAUGAUGGACGACGCCAACCUGCCUUCUCUGCUCGCGCUCCCGCUGCUCGGCUUCAUCAAGGCGGACUCUGAGGUCUACAAGAACACGCGCCGCAUGAUCCUCGAGAGGCAAGGGAACCCGUACUACCUCUCCGGCGCCGGGUUUGCCGGCAUUGGCGGCCCGCAUAUCGGCCUGCAGCACGCGUGGCCGAUGAGCGUGCUUAUGCAGGCUAUGACGAGUGACGACGAUGCGGAGAUUUUGCAGCUGUUAGAGAGCGUGAAAAAUGUGAGCAGGAACGGUUUGAUUCACGAGAGUAUCCAUGUCGACUUUCAAAGAGACUAUACGAGUAAGUAUUCUAUGUCUACUCUGCAGAUGUGUGCUGACAGCCGCAGGACCUUGGUUUGCAUGGGCGAACUCUGUCUUCGCGCAGACCAUCCUCGAUCUCGCGAGGCGGAAGCCACAUCUCCUCUUUGGCGAGGGCGCAGAUCCGUAUGCACUGGACUAGAAGCCCGGGGUCGUAGCGCGUAGUGGUGGCUUCGAAGAAGCUGGAGCGCGCGGCGGCGACUAUCUCCUGGCCUGUAUGUCGAUCGUGCUCGGUUUUGCUAAUAUUGUUGCUUGCAUGCUUGUAAGUCACAAGGUUUGACUGCUGGUGGUACCCAAGUAGGCGGUGACACCGGCG